Anthonomus grandis grandis is the source of this 1311-nucleotide messenger RNA. RefSeq lists its product as uncharacterized. Lineage: Eukaryota; Metazoa; Arthropoda; Insecta; Coleoptera; Curculionidae. The transcript has a single exon. The coding region runs from base 1 to 1311 and encodes 436 amino acids. The record is from RefSeq and is a predicted model, not a curated record.
AUGUGUACUUCUACGAAAUCAGGAGUCUCCCUUACUAUUGGAUCCCAUUGUAAUUCUACUGAAACUUUUGAUGUAAAUGCUAUUAUCAUGGAUAAAGUCUGCGAUCAAAUCCCUACUGCCACUACUUCUUUGACUAAAUGUCCUCAAAUAGAAAAUCUUACUCUUUCUGAUCCAGAUUUUAAUAAGCCCGGACCAAUUCAUUUACUCUUAGGUAACGACGUUGUUCCUUAUAUUUUGCGGGAUGGUAAAAUUUGCAUGGGUUUCGAUAAUCCUGUUUGUUUAAAUACGUUAUUUGGUUGGACAAUUGUUGGGAAAACUUCUAUUAAUUCUCCAAUUUUGCAGAAGCAAAAAACAUUUUUUACAAAAACUUUAACUCUGGAAAAAUUCUGGGAAGUUGAAAAGGUUCCAGAAGUUGUCUGUAUUAGCCCGGAGAAAGAAUAUUGCCAUAAAUAUUUUGAAGAAACAGCUACACUUUCGCCUCAAGGUCGUUAUGUAGUUUCUUUGCCAUUUCGAGUUAUUUCACCUGAUUUUGGAGAUACACGAACGAUGGCUUUAAAGCGUUUUUAUGCGCUCGAACGUCGUUUCCUACAAAAUAAACAUUUCUACAGUGCAUACUCGGAAAUAAUGCGUGAUUAUUUAAAUUGUGGACAUAUGAACGGCGUUUCCCAGCCUGCAUUUACUGAAAUUAAUAAUUUCUUCUACAUUCCACAUCAUGCUAUAUUUAAGGAAUCUUCUACUACGCCUGUAAGAAUUGUUUUCAAUGCUAGUGCAUGCGCACCUAACAAGAUUUCUUUAAAUAAAGCGCUCUAUACGGGGCCUAAAUUGCAAAAGCAUUUGAUAGAGAUACUACUGAAUUUUUGUUCUAGUAAAUACGUCUUUACUUGCGACUUUAAGGUAAUGUAUAGGAUGAUACAAGUAAAUCCUUUGGACCGAAAAUUCCAAAGAAUUUUAUGGCCUUUUUCACCGGACCAACCAAUCUCGGAUUAUGAGAUUAAUGUUGUUGUUUUUGGGGUAACUUGCUCACCCUUUCUUGCAAUACGUACCUUGCUAAGAUUAGAUAAUGAUCAUUCUGAUUUGCCAUUAGCUAGUGAUUUAAUUAUUAAUUCAUCUUAUAAUGAUGAUAUACAUGGGUCCGAUGACUUUUUGGACACUUUACUACUUAUGAAAGAUCAACUUAUUACUCUUUUGAUGCGAGCAGGUCUUUUAGUUCGAAAAUGGGCUACCAAUAACCCUAAAGUAUUAGAAGGAUACCAGAAGAUCACAUUCAGACAGAAUCGCUUUCUUUUGACCCUGAAAACCGUAAUUUUUUAA